GCUCAAGAACGUGUGAAUUAUCAUGCGGCUGCCGUUGUUCAACUGUGGCCCUCAAUUUUGCCUCCUUUUUCUUUAAAGCCAUACAAACAUUUCAUUGCAUUUCUAUUGUAGCAUCUGCACAUCUUUUCCCAACUUUUUUCUCCAUUACUUACCAAAUUCUGUCAAGUUUUGCAGCCCAAAUCAAACCCUUUUUCCCAAUCUUGAUUUGGAUGAAAACCCAUUAAGCAAAUUAUAAGUUUGUUCAUUUUCUUGAAAAAAUUUUGGGGGCCUGAAGACGUUUGAAGGUUCAAUCUUUUGAUCUCUGAGCCAACAUUUUUGCUUGUAGUUAGUGUUUUUGCACCUGGGCUUUUCAUAGUUAUGGAGGUUUCAGUGAUUGGAAGCUCACAGGUGAAUCUUGGAAGGGUAAAUGAUAAUGGGCUCUGUAGUUUUAGCAGGAAUUUGAAUACUAAGAUCUCUGUUGUGAAGAGUUGUUAUUCAAAAAGAUGCAAUCUUGAGCAAAGUCAAAACGCUGUAUGCCCUUCAAGAUCUACCCUAGGUUUCAGUCUUAAAAUAUCUGCGUCUGCUAACUCUCAAGCUGUGGUUUCUGAGAAAGCUUCAAGGAAAACCAAGCCUAUUGAUGAUGUGAAAUUAUACGUUGGUCUGCCGCUUGAUACCGUCUCCAACUCGAACACUAUAAACCAUGGUCGAGCAAUUGCUGCAGGGCUGAAGGCCUUGAAGUUAUUAGGGGUAGAUGGCGUGGAGCUCCCCGUUUGGUGGGGAAUAGCUGAAAGGGAAGCCAUGGGGAAAUAUGAUUGGGCCGGUUACCUGGCUGUUGUAGAAAUGGUCGAAAAGCUGGGUCUUAAGCUUCAUAUGUCUCUUUGCUUCCAUGCAUCAGCAGAACCCCAAAUCCCACUUCCACAAUGGGUUUCACAAAUUGGUGAAUCUGAGCCGAGUCUUUACUUCACAGAUCGAUCAGGACAGCAAUACAAGGAUUGUCUAUCGUUGGGAGUGGAUAAUCUUCCUGUCUUAGAUGGAAAGACUCCACUUGAAGUGUACAAAGAGUUCUGCGAGAACUUCAAAUCUUCAUUCUCACCUUUCAUGGGUUCCACAAUCACGGGCCUAUCUAUUGGACUCGGGCCAGAUGGUGAGUUACGAUAUCCAUCGCACCACCAUCCAGUAAAAGGCAACACUCAGUGUGGGGUGGGAGAAUUCCAGUGUUAUGACAAAAAUAUGCUUGGUGAUCUUAAGCAUCAUGCAGAAACACAUAGGAACCCUCUUUGGGGACUUGGAGGCCCCCAUGAUGCCCCCAGCUAUGAACAAUCUCCAAUCUUUGGAGGCUUCUUUGCAGAAAACGGUGGAGCUUGGGAGACCCCAUAUGGCGAUUUCUUUCUUUCUUGGUAUUCAAGCCAGCUGAUAUGCCACGGAGAUCAAGUCUUGUCGGUUGCUGCCUCAACCUUCAAAGAUGUUCCCAUUACUCUGUCUGCCAAAAUCCCUCUGAUGCACUCAUGGUCUAAAGCCCGUUCCCACCCGUCAGAGCUGACUGCUGGUCUGUACAACACGGCACAUAGAGAUGGCUACGAAGCCAUUGCUGAAAUAUUCUCUAGACAUUCUUGCAAGAUUAUACUUCCUGGAAUGGACUUGUCAGAUGAAGGCUUUCCAAAUGAAUCUCAUUCCAGCCCAGAAUCAUUGCUUGCACAAAUAACUUCUUCUUGCAGAAAGCAUGGCGUAGAGGUUUCAGGCCAAAACUCAUCAGUUUCUGGUUCUUCCAAAGGUUUUGAAAAGAUAAAAAAGAACUUGUUGGGUGGAAAUGCAGCAGUGGACUUGUUCACGUACCAAAGAAUGGGAGCAUAUUUCUUUUCUCCGGAGCAUUUCCCUUGUUUCACCCAGUUUGUCCGGGGCCUCAACCAACCAAUUCAAAGUUCAGAUGAUUUACCAGUUGAAGAUGCAGAAACUACAAAGUCACUCUCUGGUCUGAAGCUCCAGUUGCAAGCAGCUUAGUUUAACAGCAGCAUAUCUAUGUAAAUAUGGCAGUUAAACCCUUAGUAUAUUCAUUUUGGGGUAUAAAUGUAAUACUGCUACUAAUGCAAGACGUUUGCUAGUUUUGCGUCUGAGCUCUUACUUCAUUCAUCUGAAGGAAGAAAAAACCUUCUCUCGUAGUCCUCGAAGGCUAUUGGUUGUAAACAAAAUGUGGAACGAUACAUAAUGAUACACUCGAUGAAAUUGAACUAUGCUUAGCCCUCA
Messenger RNA from Sesamum indicum (sesame), 2220 nucleotides. RefSeq names its product beta-amylase 3 (gene BMY3). Gene Ontology annotation, molecular function: beta-amylase activity. Gene Ontology annotation, biological process: polysaccharide catabolic process. The record is from RefSeq and is a predicted model, not a curated record. Lineage: Eukaryota; Viridiplantae; Streptophyta; Magnoliopsida; Lamiales; Pedaliaceae.